Molecule: messenger RNA, 288 nt
Organism: Dovyalis caffra
Lineage: Eukaryota; Viridiplantae; Streptophyta; Magnoliopsida; Malpighiales; Salicaceae
Source: the annotation of a GenBank genome assembly
AUGAGUGCAUCUACUUAUCGCAUCAUAAAUUUUUAUCCUAUUGGCACUAUGAUUGAUAGGGGUGAGCAUUCGGUUAAACGGUUCGUGAGUAGGCCUAGCGUCGUAGCCUACGCCCACCCGAGUAGGCUUACGCGGCGAGGCUCAUCGGCCACCCGAGUAGGCCUACCGGCCUACCGGCCGCCUACUCGGGUGGGCGGUAGGCCUACCGGCGAUGGCCGCAGGCGGCCGCAUGGGCCUACGGCAGUGGGCGCAAGCCUACUUCCGGUGGGCACGAGGCACUGGCGGUAG